AUGUUUAGAAUUCUAAACAGAUCUUGGACCUUUCUAAGAACACCUGCAAUUCGUAAUCUAGUGAUACCGACAAGUAUUGCUCUUUUCUAUUCUCAAAAGCAAACAUGUUAUUACAAGUUAUGGAAUGAAUCCCUAAAGCCCCUUCCUGGUGGAGAUACUUUUGAAAUGGGAUUGUAUUUGGCAUCACAACAUGAAUUGAGACAGGAGGUUAUUCAAAAAAGAUCAAAUCGUUUACGAACUUCAAGUAACUCGAUAAUUCGUCAAUUAAAAAGAUUAUGGUUUGAGGUUAAGGAUCAUUUGGUGGAACCGAUAUAUACCAUGUUAAGGUUUAUCGAAAUAUUCGCGAUCUUUGCGCCAGUUCUAAUAUGUUACCCAAUAACUUUCUUUGGUAGACGUCACAAACUGGAUCGUGAUGAAGUUCAUAUUUUGGAGACAAGCGGUUCACUGAUAUGGUAUCGUUUAUUGAGAAAGGCUUUAGAACUAGCGGGUCCCAGUUUUAUCAAAUUGGGACAAUGGGCAGGAUCCCGUACUGAUAUGUUUUCACCAGGUCUUUGUCAUGAACUAUCCAAUUUACACAGUAAUUCUAAACCACAUUCUUUGAAAUACAGUAAGCAAAGGAUCUGUCAAAGUUUAGAUAAUCAGUUCGAAUUUGACGAAAUUUUUGAUGAAUUUAGAGAGAAACCACUAGGUGUCGGGGCCAUUGCACAAGUUUACAUGGGUAAACUAUCAGAUAAAUUUAUCAGAAGUAUGCAGAAUCAAAAUACUGAUUUUGAUGGAAAUGACAGCGAUGGGUGGGUUGCAGUGAAAGUUAUUCACCCCAACUGCGGCAAAAAGAUUAAUAGAGAUCUGAAGAUUAUGCAAUUUAUUGCCAAUGUUAUCGACGAACUACCUACAAUGGUGUGGUUAUCAUUGCCUGCGGAAGUAGAACAAUUUUCCAUCUUGAUGAGGUUGCAAUUGGAUUUAAGGAUCGAAUCAUUAAAUUUAACACGAUUUAAUAAAAAUUUCGAAAAUUCAUUACAGACUAAAUUUCCUCGAGGAUUCCCACAAUUUUCUAGUAGAGAGGUUUUAUUCGAAGAGUAUAUCCAUGGAUUCCCCAUGGAGACCUUUUUACAAGUUAAGGAUAAAUUGAGAAGCACAGAAUUGUGCAAAAAAGUCAGUGAUCUAUUCAUAGACGCAUUCCUACAGAUGCUAAUCUUGGAUGAUUUUAUCCAUGCAGAUUUACACCCUGGUAACGUUAUGAUAAGAUUUCUCAAAACUGACAAGUAUGGUACGCAUGUCACUUCAACUGAAAGAGAGCAUUUUAGCAUUGUUCAUAAACUACGUCAAUUGGCACAUGAAAAUAAUUCAGAUGAAUUGGUUAAAGAACUGAAAUAUGCACUCCAAGAAUACACACCACAGAUAUGCUUUAUAGAUGCAGGACUCAUCACGGAACUCAAUAAGCAAAACCGUAUCAACUUCAUUGCACUGUUCAAUGCAUUGGCAAGAUUCGAUGGAUACCAAGCUGGUGAGCUAAUGAUUGAAAGAUCAAGAACACCGGAAACUGCAGUUGAUAAAGAAUUGUUUGCAUUCAAAGUAGAAAAAUUGGUUACCAAGGUGAAAAAGAGGACAUUUACACUGGGGACCGUCUCUAUAGGUGAUCUACUAGAUCAAAUGCUCACCAUGGUAAGAUCCCAUCAUGUAAGAAUGGAAGGCGAUUUCGUGAGUGUUGUUGUAGCAAUACUACUACUAGAAGGAAUAGGAAGACAGUUAGAUCCCGAGUUGGACUUAUUUGCAAGGUUCGUAUCAUUUUUUUUCAUUUACGGAUUCCACUAG
Zygosaccharomyces rouxii is the source of this 1812-nucleotide messenger RNA. RefSeq names its product Cqd1p (gene CQD1). Gene Ontology annotation, cellular component: mitochondrion. Gene Ontology annotation, biological process: protein phosphorylation. The transcript has a single exon. Gene Ontology annotation, molecular function: protein kinase activity; ATP binding. The record is from RefSeq and is a predicted model, not a curated record. Bases 1 to 1812 code for a protein of 603 amino acids. Lineage: Eukaryota; Fungi; Ascomycota; Saccharomycetes; Saccharomycetales; Saccharomycetaceae.